This is a messenger RNA of Ixodes scapularis (black-legged tick), 5051 nucleotides long. Its product is annotated as putative zinc finger protein 286B. Gene Ontology annotation, molecular function: RNA polymerase II transcription regulatory region sequence-specific DNA binding; DNA-binding transcription factor activity, RNA polymerase II-specific. The transcript is spliced from 2 exons. Lineage: Eukaryota; Metazoa; Arthropoda; Arachnida; Ixodida; Ixodidae. Gene Ontology annotation, biological process: regulation of transcription by RNA polymerase II. The coding region runs from base 1335 to 1991 and encodes 218 amino acids. Gene Ontology annotation, cellular component: nucleus. The record is from RefSeq and is a predicted model, not a curated record.
AGUACAAGUCUGGUGUUAUCAGACGCAUUUGGCGACCACACUCUCUCGGUGUGCACCGAUGAGAGCAGAAAAAUGGAGGCAUGCAGGCAACGGCGAUUUGCUAUUAUGGCAGCAGCACUGUUGGAUGCAGAAGACGACAAACCGUUUUCUCCUAAAAGAAAAGGUGCUGCUUGAAUGGCUGGAUGCAACACAAUCCAUAACCAACUGUAUGAGGAGUGGCUUGAGGACGGAACCAAUGAAUAUUGAAGACCCCUUUGGGUGCCUCAGACAACAUGCGCAGUGCAUGUCACAACAAGUUAGGCGAUCUUGAUGUUACCACCAGUAUCCCGCUAAACAAAAUCUGUAAAGUUGCCAGAUCCCACGCCGAGGCGGGGACUUUUUGUGCAGUCGGAGCAAAACCUCCCUUAUCCCCCCCGGCAUGUCUAUGUCAGCACAGCUGCGCGCAAAGGCGUAGCAUUACUACGUGAUGCGCAUGCCGGGGAACAAAAAGGGGGAUUUCUCCCCCUUGUGAAUAUCUAUUUACAAGGACCUUCUGGAUUCGCAGCCAUGUAAAAGAAAGUUAAAUGCCCUCCAGUGUUUUCGUAAUGCUUCGCCUGAUGUGCUGAAAUCACCUUAUGUGCCCAGGUGGGAUUUUCAGGAUACACACUUUUAAGUUGUAUAUGGGAUCAGGUAAAUCGUAAGCAAUAAGGUGCAUUAUACAUCCUGCAAAUCAGUUUACUAUAUGCUUAAAAAGUUUGCUAAAAUUUGUGACAUACAAAUAAAAAGAUUGCAUGAAAAAAGCUAUAACUUGAUUUCUUGGUUUAUGAACAAUGUAAAUGCUAGAUUAUUGUUUACCUGAGAAAACAUUACUCUUUUUAUUAAAUAUAAUUCUAUGCCAAUUUUUUUGUCAUCUUUCAAUAAAACUUUUGCACAGGUUGUAUGCAAGAGUGAGAUUUUAUUUGUUGCUAAAAUCCAGAACUAACCAUAAACUUUAGUGAUGUAUAUGUUGGGGAAAUAAGGAAAUAUAAAACAAUCACUAAGUCAUGACAGGCAUGUUCAGUCGUACACAACACAUAUUUUUUGGUUUUAUAGUCGUGAUUGUUUGGAGGACUGAGCUGCGGGUUUAUCUUGGAGAGAAACUAACAAAUAGUAUGGCUUGUAUACUAGAAAUCUGUACCCUGAACCAACAAGUGCACAUACGAUACAAAUUGUUUUGUUUCUCUUUUCUUUUUUCAGGGCAAUUUUGAAGCAAAAUGUGGCUCAUCUAAAAAAAGUGGACGUCACUGCAGGCAUUAUUGCACGGAAAAGUGCUGGAAUGAAUUGUCUGGCUUAGCAAUGACUGGUGUACCCUGCAAAUGAAACCCAUCAAAUGGCCUGCUCCGUAUAAAGAUCUCAUGGUGUUUUUUUGUUGUUGUUUUUUAGCAUAUGCAACACCAGUGGCGAUUCCCGGCCGGCAAAGUGGUGGAAGUCUCCCGUUUGCCCCGCCGAAAAGGUGGAAGGUACGACGCCAGAAGGCGCUCCACGAGUGCCGUUUCUGCCCGUACUCCUGCGAGCACAAGUUGAACCUCCUCAAGCACGAGCGGACGCACACGGGCGAGAAACCCUUCCAGUGCCAGUCGUGUCUCAGGGGCUUCGCGACGAGGGCCAACUACGUCAGGCACCUCAAGGUUCACAGGGAGGGCAAGUUCAAGUGCUCCUUCUGCGAGGCAAUGUUCACCGACAAGAAGUGCAGGACGGUCCACGAGCAAGUCCACUGCGGCAACGCCCCACGGUGCAACGUGUGCGGACGACAGUUCAAGAGCACCCUCUGCCUGAUCCAGCACAAGGAGCUGCAACACGAGGAGCCACCGUCGAAGGAGACGGCGCCGGUCGCGCCUGGAGCGGGUGUCGUAGGGAAUGCGGAAGACACGUUGGAGUUGCCAAAGAGUUUGGCAGAGCUGGGGAAGGGUGGGGAGGGGACACCGGUCAAGGUCGAGAACCCGGCGGCGGACGUCUCAACGCCACCUCUAUGAGGGGAGUGCAGAGGUUUUAAAUGGAGCUCCAGUUAUGGUUUUACCCCCAACUAUGGUUUUGGACUACUAUCCGGGAUUUACCCUUUGCGGCAUGCUCUUUAUUAUCUCUGAAUUCCGAACUUGCCAUCCAGAAACAAUCCCUUCCUUUCCCACUUUGAACGCCAAUACUGACGUUUGAAUUUUUCUGUGCUUUCCGGUGGGGCAACGCAACACUGCCCAGAACACAAGUUGUGGUCACGUCGUCGUCGGUGGAUUCCAGGGAGGUAAGAAGCUCUUGGAGGUGACAUGACGCCACCAGAGGCGAAGCCACAAGUGUGGAGGGACACGCCCCUACUGACGGCCAAAACAACCGUGGUUUUGGACAGCCGACGGUACAAGCUAAUGGGACCAAUCAAACAGUGUUAAAAGUGCAAGUCACUGGGCUUUUCUUGUUUGAUUGGCUCAGCAAUGAUAGAACACAUUCAAAAACAUGAUAAACUCCACGAUGGUGCACUUUUAAGUGUGCCAUCAUGGUGCACUUAAAGCUGAUGGUGCACUUAGAGCUGAUGGUGCACUUUUUUAAGUGCACCAUCACCUCAUAGCAUCUGCUGCAUCUGGACUUAGGUGCAACGAAGUAUAGUACCAAAUAUUCUCACGGACUCGCUGCACAAAUUGCUUGGUCACACUAGCAUGUCCAUUUGCUCGGAAACGCUUUCUUCUGAACGCCGCUUAACAUUUACAUGCAGCAACAUCUUGAUGUUGAAUGCAUUCCAUUCUAACACCCAGGGUACUACUGUCGGCGCAUAUACGCAUGAAUGACGUUCUCUCGCCGCCUUAUUUACGUCGUCGAGCAGCCGCUGCUUGCUCCGACAUAUGCUUCGGCCGCCCCAUUCUCGCCAAGGGAAUGGCAACCGAAAGCGAGACAGACCAAAUGGCAAGGAGCACUCUCACAUGACCCCUUGCACGAUCGCAAUUGGCCGAACGCGCUGCGCCUCAAACCGAAGGGUGAGGAUAUCACCGCUGUACUCCCUCUACCAGCACCAAAGCCACCUGCAAUAAAUACGUGCAUGCUUCAUUUGUUUUCGGCAACACAAAACUUGUUCAAAAGGAAACAAAAACGUCCAAGUGCGAAACAAUGGCACGACAAACAGUGCAGACAAAUUCGUCGUGGUCGUUGUGUUGCCCACGACAAAACAAAAAAUGUGGUCGGAUGCUGCCACAUAAUUUCCGGCCUUGAAUUUUCAUGCUUGUGUUUCGGUUUCAAACAGUCAAGCUUCUUUGGCUCUAUUAAAAAUAUAUGUGGCUCUGCAAGAAAAUAUUGAUUAGGUAGUUUCCUGACCACAUUAAAAUGUUUGGAAAAAACAAAACAUUUGUGGAGUGUUGGUGUUUUUUUAAUGGUCAAUAUGCCGAAUAGCAGCGCCCCUAACGGUUCGGGUGUACUCUGGGAGGGGGAAAGUGUCAAUGGGUAGGUGUUGUGCAUCUCAUCUGCUCUUGUAUUUGCAUAGCCGUUGCUCAUGUCGUGAAUUUUUCCACACCUAAGUGCGAUUUAGUCUACCCUUUUCUCGUCGCUAGAUAUCGGACACAGCAAAUAAUGAAACAUUUGUAAUCUUGCUGGCACGGGAAGAGCGAAAACGCAGCAGCGGAAAAGUCAAGUGAACGCAGAUCGAUGUAUGCUGAACGUCAUACCAGCUCGGUGCGUGCAUUUGUUUGCAACCUCGAGAACAUCCACAGAGACUAGUACUCGAGUUUUAUAGCACCCUUGUUCCCAUGGGCAAUUUUCUCACAGCGACGUAGCAAGAUGUGCAGGUUUGCACUUCAUUACAUUCUCACUCAUAGAGCUAGGUUUGUGGCAUACCGCAUUAGCCCUAUUUAAAAUAGCAAUCGGCAAAGCGGUGAGAUGUGUGACAGUGUUCAGACGAAAGAGUGGCUCGAAUAGACGCCACACUAUUCACUUGCUUCCAAAGGCUUUUAAAUGCUGCUUCUGUUGGAACAGGUUUUGUUUGGAGGCUUCCUUGGCUGCUCAUGAAAGGAGUUGCACAAAGCUACGGUUGCUUAUGAAAGGAUUCAUGAAGCUAAAAGGUUGAACAAACGCAGCACCCACCAAGAGCAGUUAAAAUUCCCCUUUGAGCUUCCCUUUCAAGUCAUGUGUCCUAAUCAAUUGAGAAUUCCCUGGAAUCUUGCAACCUACAAGUUAAAGAUCUACAAAUGCAACACCUGCACAAUGGCUUUCAUCAUAUAUGAGCAACUUUGAGAAGUACACCCAGGGGUUCACCAAGACAUGGGGCCCUUGUGGUGCUCUACCUGCCCGGGAGUUCGACCAAGAAUCACAAACACUGAUGCAAACAUAUAUUUCAUGUGCCAUAGUCUAAGUGGUGGUUUAAACUGGAGCAGUUCAAACUACCAUACUUUUAUUUACCCAUUAGACCGAUGGAUACCGUGCCCCGAAUUGCACUGGUGCCUUCAAAUACCCUUUGAGAAAUCGGUUUAAUGUUAAAAAGGUAAACGAAACCUGCAAGUGUGGAGGCGAAGUGCUUGCCGCUUUUUCUGCAUCAAGUUGCAGAUAAGCAUUGAGUCCGCACACAAUUAUUAAGCAUCUAGUUUGAGAAUUAACACAUCAGGCAGUCAUUCUUGUAACUAAAAAACAUAAAUUAAUCAUGCCUUUUAUUCCUAGGUGACCAUUUAUUCAGAGAUGACCCGGUGCCUCUCAUCCAAGUGAUGAGCGUGUGUGCAUGCACAGUGCCGACAGCAGUGCCACCGCAGUGCCGUGACUUGACGAUACACCUGAAUUAUCUACUUUCUUCCUCUCGGUUUCCUGCAGUUUUUUAUUUAUAGGCAUUUCCUUUAUUGGAGUACACAGAAUUUGUGCACUACAUUGAUGCCAUCAUUUGUGUUGGCUCAUUCAGUCGUCAUAAUUUGUAUGCCCUUUGCACGUGUGUCAGGGUUACUCGUUUUGUUCAUAAUGCUUGAAUGGAUCCAAGGCUAGUUGGAAAGAAUGCGAGUCCGUCUUUCCUUUUUAUGCCGAUUGAAUGUGUUAUGUGAAUAACGGAAUAAAGUUAUUCUCAUCCAAGUUUCUGCCGCAGU